Messenger RNA from Perkinsus marinus ATCC 50983, 1179 nucleotides. RefSeq names its product axonemal dynein intermediate chain inner arm i1, putative. Gene Ontology annotation, biological process: cilium movement. The record is from RefSeq and is a predicted model, not a curated record. The transcript has 11 exons. Lineage: Eukaryota; Perkinsozoa; Perkinsida; Perkinsidae. Gene Ontology annotation, cellular component: axonemal dynein complex. Gene Ontology annotation, molecular function: dynein light chain binding; dynein heavy chain binding. The coding region runs from base 1 to 1179 and encodes 392 amino acids.
AUGCCCGGCUUCUCUCCAGGGAACUGUGAUACCACAUGGAAAGCCUCCGGCGGUGGAGCAGUACUGUUCUGGAGUCUCAAAAACCCCUUCUACCCGGAACGUGCCCUCAAGACCACAGCCGGGGUCUCAUCUGUGGCAUUCAGCGAUACGUACCCCAACUUGCUAGCAGUUGGUAUGCAGGAUGGCGGCCUUGCAAUUUGGGACCUCCGUCAGAAAGCCGACUCACCUGUCAGUCCGAUAUCGAACGUAGCGAGCAGGCAUACUGAUGUGGUGUGGGACAUACAAUGGGUUGAUAGGGGGCCUGAUAAGUUCCCGAGGGAGAACCUUAUAUCGGUCGGGGCUGAUGGUAAGGUUAUACAAUGGGACAUGCGGAAGGGACUAGAACGGGCAGUGCUUAUGUCGCUGAAGCGAUCGGCCAACCCAGAUCUCGCUACCAACGUCCUCAAUACGGGGGCGCAGGACAGCGGGGGGAGGAGUCGUCAGGACGGACUGGCAUUCAGGCAAAGCUGCGGCUUCUGUGUGGACUUUUUGAAGCAAGAUCCGUCUAUGUAUUUGGUCGGGACUAGUGAUGGGCUGGUCCAUCGCUGCUCUACGAGCUAUAACGAACACUACCUGGAGACCUACCACGGCCAUGCAGCUGCUGUUUAUAAGGUGCGAUGUAAUCCCUUCUGGCUGCCGGCCUUCCUCACCUGUAGUGCUGAUUGGACCAUGAAGCUAUGGUCCACCAAGUCCAUACCGAUGGAAGCGCGUCGUGGUAGCAGCAGUUAUAUGGUCAAACGCGCUGACUCGGCCGCCUUUGAAAGAAUUGGAAUAGCCACAAAUACUCCCUUACAGAACUAUCAAUCAACGGAUCUUUGCGAUGCGGUCAAUGAUAUCUCUUGGUGCCCCCACAACUCUACGUGCUUUGCCGGAGUGAUGGAUGAUGGCAGAGUGGAGCUGUGGGAUAUACACAGGAGCCCAUUGGACCCCAUCAUAGUGCAUUAUCCUGUCAAUGACCUCGGACACGAUCGUUGGCAUCGCGCAGUGUCAGUCGGGUUCGCCCCCACUUCUCCUGUGCUGGUAGCAGGGGAUAGCACGGGAAGGGUAGAAGUCAUGCGACUGCACAAUUGCGAAGUUCCUCAGAUGAGCGAUGCUGAACAGCAGGAAAAGCUGGUACGUUGUGUUGUGAAUCAACAGUAG